AUGCCUGCGCGCUCACCUCCUCCGACUCCUGUGUCUUCGCCACGCGUGAGUCCCACACCGCCCGGCUCCCCAAAGCAGCCCGACGUGGAUAAACAUGAUGACACGUCAUCUUCGGAGACUGGUUUGAGUCCCUCUUCCGUACCUUUAAGACCCAUACAGCAAAUGGAUUCUGCCCAUCCAGAUGACAUGGAUAUCGAUGACGAUCCGCCACAUUCGGCAGAACACUUCGGCUCCGAUGGACAGGAGCAUAUCAAUGGAGGAGGCUCAAGUUCUGAUAAUGAACAAGAAUGGACUACCGAUGAUUGGAUGGCUGAUAUGCGCCGCGUCAAGGCGCGUUACUCCCCUGUCUACGAACUUGUUGGAACACAAUGGACGGACAGGGGGACUGCUCUGUGCACUGGGAUAUACGAUGAAGAGUCCGACCAAGCCGCCAUCAUCGCUAAAGCAGAGAUUGGAGACACUGAGCUGUUGCGAUCGGAAGUUCGCAUGUCGGAUGUAUAUCAACGUCAACAAGAAACUCUUAUUGUCUGGACAGAACCUGACGGGACUGACUGGGCGCUCAGUUUCCAAGAUGUCGAAGGCUGUACAGAGAUUUGGGAUUUUAUAAUCGAAGUCCAGCGGCAUUUUCGCGGAAAGAACGGGGAUGACUCCAGCUCGUCGCCGCUACCCCCUGGUGCGAGUUCGCAGUCCCGUUUGACCGUUGCAUCGAUUGUGGCAUCAGGACGCUUGCCUGACCCAGCGCUCGGGAUAAUAGGGGAUAUUGACACUGCCAUCAAGGUCAUCGCAAAAACGAUUCAUGGCCGAGAACGAAUAAGCGAGUAUAUUCUAACCGAGGAUUAUAUCAAGCAGCUCAUGGACGUCAUGGAGCAAGCCGAGGAUCUCGAGAGUUUGGGUGACUUGCAUGCUCUGUAUGGCAUCAUGCACACAAUCCUCUCGAUAAACGACCAUGGGAUAUACGACUAUAUUUUGAACGAGGAUGUCUUUUUGGGCGUCGUUGGUAUCCUCGAAUAUGAUCCCGAAUUCCCUUCCUACAAAGCAUCUUAUCGUGAUUUCCUCAAAAAUUCCUCGGAAUAUUUGCAAGUCAUCGAAAUUAGAGACCCGAACAUUCAGCGCAAAAUCCACCAAACGUAUCGUUUACAGUACCUAAAAGAUGUCGUCCUCGCGCGUGUGCUCGACGACUCCACCUUCAAUGUCCUCAGCUCCUACAUAAUGCGACUUAUUGAAACCGUUUGUUCCAGUCCGGAGAUCGUUAAUGCACACAUACCCCCUAAUACCAUUAUUCUUUCUGGCGCGAGAGAACAAGCCCCUUCACCUCCCGCUUCCCCAACUGCAUCUACCAUCCCCCUCUCGCAGGCACAACAGAAUGGCAAUAAUGCCGAAUCCGUUAUGCCAACGUCGUCGUCGAGUCACUCAAUACGGACGUCAAAUUCCAAAGUCGAUGCGCUAAAGUUCAUUCACCAGCUAUGUUUGAUGGGGAAGAACGUCCAGAUUCCAACGCGGAUUGCAUUGUAUCGUGCGCUUGUUGAACGGGGUGUGCUAUUUGCGUUGGAGUGGGCGUUGAGAUUGCCCCCACCUUCCCUCAAGAAGGGGAAGGAAAUCGAAUUGUCUCAGGCUCGAUCUGGAUCGCAAUCUGAGUCUCUUUUGGCGCCAGCGUCGAUAGAGACGGCAGGAGUGGACGAGGAUGCUUGGAUAUCAGACGCAGAUCGGGCUGCGUUGUUAGAUGCUGCUGCGGAGGUUCUCAUUAUCGUAGUCGACCACCAUGUUGCUGGCGUGCGUUCUCACAUUGUGAAGCAAUUCGAGAUUGAAAAGGCUCGGGAACAUGCCACCGCUAUGUCCGCCGCUGGUGGCGCUGGUAUCGGACGCGGGACGAAGGAUGUACCGUUCCGAAACCAGAUCGGGGAUUCGCUUAGGAUGCUUCUGGAGUUGCCAAAUAUGGACGCCCAUAAUGCCAAUGGACCUGAGGUAUGUUCAUUGUCUCAUUUAACACUUCCCUUUGGGCCUUCUGUCACUUUGGUGAGAGAAGAAUAUCAUACUGAUCCUCCUGCUUUCCCUGCUCAUUCAACGGCUCCGGGUAAGAAGACGGCUAUGGUGCUUCGACUGCGCGAAGACCCGAUCAACGAGCAUUUCUUUCCCUUUUUCUACGAUCACUGCAUAACUAUUAUGUUCAGACCAUUGCUCGAGAUUCCGGAGUGGAAGAAACAUACGGGCGAAAUUCUACGGCUCAAUCGCGAGCAGUCAUCUUUGUUUUUGUAUUUGUGUGAUUUACUGUGCACGUUCCUUGUUCAGCACUCGCAUCGGAGUCAGUACUUUGUAUUGUCAAGUAACAUUUCCACGCAUAUUGCCACGCUUCUCCGGACACGCGAAAAGCACAUGCGAUUAGUUGCGCUGCGGUUCUUCCGGGUGUGUAUCAAAGCCAACAAUCAGUUCAUUACUCGGCAUUUGAUAAAGCACGAUAUCUUUCGGUCUACGCUUGAGUUGACGGAGAGAGAAGCUAGUCGUGAUAAUCUCAUCAGUGCUUCGUGUCAGGAGCUAUUCGAGCACAUUCGAAAGGAUAACAUACGUGUAGCUAUUACUCACAUCAUGGACAAUUUUGGCCCGCGAAUUCACGCGCUGGCCGAGCGAUCUGUUGUAGGUCCCAGGUUCAAGGCCUUCAUUACGCGCUGGGAACAAAUCAAUGCUCCUCCGCCGAAGCCCGAUUCUCCAUCCGAACAGGCUAAGGAGCCCUCGACAUUACGAAAAUGGGGUCAAGGCACGCUCGACACAGAAGAGGAGUCCUAUUUCAAUGCGGAUGACGAUGACGAGCACGAGGCCAAGGGCGCACCGUCGUCGCCACAACAGCAGAGCCUCAAGAGAAAGCGGGUCUCAGGUGGUGUCGUCACACGGUCAGAGGCCGCACGCGGCAGGUCGGCAGAACUGACUGGGCUGGUCCGGCAACCAGGUCGCAUUACACUCAACCCUUCCAUGUCGACUUCGUCGCAUACGUCACCCAUUGCUGUACCGCAACCGUAUCCCAUUCGGGGUCUGGGGCUAGACUACGACGAUAAUGAUGAUGAUAUUCCCUUCAUAGAACGACCCCAAUCCCCCAUGCCCAUUUCGCCUCCCCCACGUGCUGCAAGCCCAUCGCCAGCCCAUAAUCCCUUCGUAUCCAAUACCCAAUCCUCCCCCACUUCAGAUCAUACUUCAUCACCUCCCUCACCCUCUGUCCCCACCCCUGAACCUUCACUCCAUAAGCGGCAACGUGGUGGAUCGAUUACUGCGAUGGAUGCAUCUGAGCGAGCAGCUAUAGCAGCCGCUACCAGCCAGGCAGGACGCCGACCCUCAGUCGGUGCACCUCCGCUGAAACGCAGACGGGAUGAUGAUGAUGACGACGAGAUGUCCCUCCUAGCAAACAAAGGUAGUCUUGGUAGACGUCGGAAUCCGAUGGCAGCCAACACGGAUCCCAAGCCUUCCGUUGGUGCAGGUGCCGCCAAAGCCAAACCUGCCACCGAGACUGACACGAAGGACGAUCUCAACGCCAAGCCCCAGGCGAUCAAGGAGUCUUGUCCGACGCCAAAGGAGGCGAAUGACAAACCCGGUGCUGUGAAGAAGAUCAAACUUUCGCUCAAGGCAAAUCUUGGGUUAGGCAACAAAAAGUCACCGACACCCCCUUCACCUACACAAGCAAAUGGAGGGAAGACGAAGGAUGGGGACGAAGGCUGA
Messenger RNA from Cantharellus anzutake, 3699 nucleotides. Its product is annotated as component of IIS longevity pathway SMK-1-domain-containing protein. Gene Ontology annotation, biological process: DNA damage response; protein dephosphorylation. Gene Ontology annotation, cellular component: protein phosphatase 4 complex; nucleoplasm. Gene Ontology annotation, molecular function: protein phosphatase activator activity. The record is from RefSeq and is a predicted model, not a curated record. The transcript has 13 exons. Lineage: Eukaryota; Fungi; Basidiomycota; Agaricomycetes; Cantharellales; Hydnaceae. The coding region runs from base 1 to 3699 and encodes 1232 amino acids.